Carassius gibelio (silver crucian carp) is the source of this 1683-nucleotide messenger RNA. RefSeq names its product serine protease FAM111A-like. NCBI's taxonomy places the organism in Eukaryota, Metazoa, Chordata, Actinopteri, Cypriniformes, Cyprinidae. The record is from RefSeq and is a predicted model, not a curated record.
AUGGAAAAUAAUGAAAUCGCACAGAAAGAAUUAGUCAUCCAGAGACCCGACAAAUCUGCUGUGAAUACCGAUUUUCCCUGUUGUCUUAUUAAAGAGGAUGAGAUCUUAACAUUAAACUUCAUCAAAAUGAAAAAAAAAAAAAAAAUCUACAGGACAGCAGACAAACAAAGCUCUCCACACCACAAGACAGACUUGGUCACCUUUAAAAUCAAAACAACAGGAGGGCAGGGAAUACAAUACAUGAUGAAAAGCAAUGAACUGGGGAAAAUAGCUGAUUAUGUGUGUGUUUAUGCAUUCAAAGGAGAGGAAGUUAAAACUGCUCUCCUUCGUGAUGGACGAUUCUGUGAUAAAAUAUUCAAUGAAAAACACUGUGUUCUCUUUGAGGACAGUGUGUUGGGUAAUCAAACAAAAUAUGAAAUGUCCCACCUUGUUGAACAUCUUGACAAAAAGACAUUUCAGAUAAUUGCUAUCAGUCAAAAAUCAACUGCUGGCAAAUUAAAGGAACAAACCGAAGUCAAGAAUGAAUCUGAUGUAGCUUCAAACCCUUCAGUUUCAGCAAAAAAUGACCCAGAACAGAACCCCAUAAGCACUGAUCAAAAAAAUCUAAAAUGGGCGGUCAUUCCAGAAUCUACCGAGAUUCUGCAAAUUCUGCGUGAUCAGUUUGAAGAUUUACUGGAGAUUUUAAAGCAGCGAAAAACACUAAAUAACCCUCAGGCUUCCUACUUUGGCUUCUUACUCUUUGGGCAAUUUGUUCUAACUAACGCACAUGUUGUUAUGGACUGUCUUGAGUUGUUUGACAGACAUUCUCUUGCAAAGUCUUUAGAAGCAGCAUUUGACGUUGAACAUCCGGACGCUGAACGUCUGAACUCAGGGGUGAAACUGGUGCCGGUCAAGAAACGGCUUGCUGCUUACUGUUACAUAACAGACGCUAAUAAUGAUAGGAGGCUUGACUUUGCUCUUCUUGAACUAAACGAUGUUAGCGAAAUCAAAAGCCGUCCUAGAUUGCUCAGACAAUACAAAAAUGUCCCCCCUCCUAACUGUAGUGGGAUCUGCAUUGUGGGACAUCCAGAGGGUGGGAUCAAGAAAAUGGACCCCUGCUUCAUCAUUGAGAAUGUACCAAAGGCUGCAGAUGAACACGUCUCUAAGAAUGUCAGUUUCUUUCAGAUAAUGACACAGAAGAGUAUGGAAGAAAAAUGGGCUGUUUAUGAAAACCAGAUUACUUACAACUCUUGUUUCUUUUACGGAUCUUCUGGCUCUCCAGUGUUUGAUGAAGACUGUAAUCUGAUUGGUGUGCACACUGGUGGAUAUGUGUACCCAGGAGAAAAAGCUAAAAAUAGGAGCAUUAUGGAAUAUGCCUAUUCCAUUCAACCCAUCCUGGAUAAGAUCAGAGCACAGGCUAAGAUAAAACAUUUACAAGAGGUCAUCAAUCACUUAGACAACCCACAGCAAUAAGUCAGCGACAGCAGAGUAGAGGUCUGUGGGACCCGGACAGAUUUCUUGUGACACUGGAUUAAAUUUCUGAAUAAAACAUGGUAGCGGUCGGUAACUCUGGUGUAAUUUGAACGGGAGUGGACAGUCUAAAAAUAUCCAACCCAGUGUUAUGGAUCAACUGGGGCUGUGUGGUUCAUGUGAGCAUUUUUACAUCUCAUUCCAGCAGAUUCAUCAAAAGCGACUGGACAUUAC